Dermacentor albipictus is the source of this 711-nucleotide messenger RNA. The record is from RefSeq and is a predicted model, not a curated record. NCBI's taxonomy places the organism in Eukaryota, Metazoa, Arthropoda, Arachnida, Ixodida, Ixodidae.
AUGGCGAUAGUGUCAGCGACGCAAGACACCAAUGACAAUGCCAACGGGAUUGAAACAGACGAUCGAACCUUGUCGGCGAUUUCAGCAUAUCAGGAUGGACUUCCUGGAACCUUUUCCAACGUCAACAUCAGGAAAUUAGUGGAUUGUUGUGGCGGCAGACUACCUUACCCGCUUCGCCGAAACAAAACUCUGCCGAAGGGCAGCGCAGCCGAAGUGGCGAAAUUCUUCGUCGAGAACAUCCUGCUACGACAUGGCACCUCAGAAGUCCUCAUCACCGACAGAGGAACGGCCUUUACAGCGGAGCUCACCCACGUCAUCCUGAAAUACAGCCAGACAAGCCACAAGAGGACAACUGCCUACCUAGCGCAGAUGAAUGGUUUUACGGAGCGCCGCUAUAAGACCCUGGCCGACAUGAUAGCAAUAUACGUCAACAUCGAACACAAGACCUCGGAUGCCGUGCUACCCUAUGUAAGUUUCGCUUACAGCACGGCGGUGCAAGAAACAACACAGAUGCCGCCGUUCAAGCUGGUUUACGGCAGGAACCCGACGACGACUCUCGACGCCAUGCUGCCGCACGUCAAGCGACGAAGAGAUUCUUCACGUCGCCACCUAUGUGCAUCGCGUCGAAUCAAGAACCAGCACAGGAUCAACAGCCGACCCUACAACCUUCGACGACGCUAUGUCGAGUACGAGGUCCGCAAUCGUGUUUGA